This is a messenger RNA of Haliotis rubra (blacklip abalone), 1973 nucleotides long. RefSeq lists its product as uncharacterized. The transcript has 3 exons. The record is from RefSeq and is a predicted model, not a curated record. Bases 2 to 571 code for a protein of 189 amino acids. Lineage: Eukaryota; Metazoa; Mollusca; Gastropoda; Lepetellida; Haliotidae.
CAUGACCGCCAUCACGGUUGCCUUGAUAUACUCCAACGUCUUGGACGUCAGUCACGUGGGCGUCACGUCACAGUUCUCCGACUGCAUCCACACAUGCUACCAAGACCUCCGGUGCUCUUCCUUUUUCUACGGCAACGACAAAUGCUACACCAGCAAAACGUUCUCCAACGCAACUCCGUUCACAGUCACGGCUGACGUCAACUACUACGGUUGGGGUGUGGGAGAUUUGUGUCCGGAGCCGUUUUUAUAUCACAAACCCACUGGUCAGUGCUUAUACGGGGAAUGGGUGAAUAAGCGGAACUUCACCUCGGCGGUCAGUUUCUGUAACAGUAUUGGAGGCCGGCUGGCUGUCACGGACGAAUCAUACAAAGACAAGUAUUUGGCUGCUAUGGGCGAAACACGAGCGGCAACGUUGUGGAUCGGGGCAAAGAAAGACAGUGGGACCGUGAAGUGGGUGACGGGGGCAACGGUAGGACCGUUCACUAACUGGGACGCGGAUCCUGCCACAACUACGGGGAGACUGUAUAAUCAUGUCGCGGAUCUCUCACAACUGGAGGACGUACGACUGUAGCUCAGAGUUCAGAUUCAUGUGUGAAAAGAUCAUCCCGUCUACUGAUAAACCCUGCGGAUUACUGACAGCGUUUUAGCCCAGACUGGACAUCGUUGUUGACAUGGACACAUACGCCAUGUUCAAGUGUACAAAGUUUUUAAAUUUUAAAGUUAAAGAAAAAGUGUUAUAGAAUGAAUUGGGCAUGUGCAUAAGGAUUUAUUUUGUUAUGUGUUUUGUUUAACGCCGCACUCAGCAAUAUUCCAUCUAGAUGGCUGCGGUCUGUAAAUAAUCGAGUCUGGACCAGACAAUCCAGUGAUUGACAUCAUGAGCAUCUGUCUACACAGUUGUAAGUAGGAGUGACAAAGCAUAUGUAUAUUUAUUGCUCUUGGAAUCGAUAACGUAUAUAAUUAUGGAUAGCGACUGCAAGUCACCCUAUUUCGAGGUUCAAGGGGACUUAUAUUACUUGAAGAAAGUCUUUGAUCCAAGUUAGAUGAAUUGCUUGAUCGUGUUAAAAUACAAAACGUCAAAAUUUCCAUUAAGCCGCGGAAUUGUUCUUUUCAGCCCAUACGGCCUCAGCAUGCACGUGCAUGAAGAAUAUUUUUUUAAUUUAUAUAUACACAUUGGUUCACUCCCAUAACGCCGAACUCCUAAUAUGCAGAAUGAAAAUUCAGUCUGGGCUAGAAGUUUAUGCUGAUUAGCACAACUAACUAGAAAAUGAACUUGGCCACUCACUGAACUAAAUGCCUAGUCUGCCCUUCUCCGUUGUCUUAGGUUUUCUUUAAACAACUUUAAAAGAGUCAAAAGAUCGAUAGUGGGGUGGUUAAGGCGAGGAUUUUGUCAAAAUUGUGCACUUUGGGUUAAAAGCACCAAACUUGGCACACUGAUACAUCGAACAAUUCUAAACAUUUCUGGAUAUGGAUCCACCUCAGCAGUGCCCCCUGGUGGCAGAAAAUCCAAGAUGGCCGCCAGGUCGACUGAAAUCUAUAAGUAUGUCAGUCUAUGCUCAAUAUAUCAUAAUUAUCUUAUCAUAUUCAGUAUUUUAUUAAGGAAUGUUCGUCAUAGUGCUGUAUGUAAUUUACAUCUAGUAUGUAGCGCCCCUGGUGUUGGCAAAAUUCCAAGAUGGCCGCCAAAUUUAGAUUUCUGAAGAAUGUUUCAAAUGUUUGUACACAAUGUCAGUAUUAUUUGUUCAGAUCAAUUCAAUUUAGGAUUUUAAAAAAUCCUUGUUUUGCAAUAACAAAUGAGUUUUACGUGAUGAUGGGACCAGAACAAGCCCUGAAACGUUGUACUCAAGAAUAAAAAUAUGAUGUAACCCAGAAAAUUCUUUAUGUUCAUCAAUAACAAAUUAGAUUUAAAAAACUUUAAUGAUUUUAUCUCGGUAUUUGGGAAAUAUGUUAUUAUUAUUAUUAUUAUUAUUAUUAGGAUA